This is a messenger RNA of Vicia villosa (hairy vetch), 1638 nucleotides long. RefSeq lists its product as uncharacterized. The record is from RefSeq and is a predicted model, not a curated record. The transcript has a single exon. The coding region runs from base 1 to 1638 and encodes 545 amino acids. Lineage: Eukaryota; Viridiplantae; Streptophyta; Magnoliopsida; Fabales; Fabaceae.
AUGUACGAGAUAAGUAGCCUCGACCGCAUUAACGCCAAAGUCAAUGCCCUAACUCAGAAGAUUGAAAACCUCACUAUAGCACGUGUAGCCGUUGUGGCUGCUGUUUCCCCAAAUUGCGAAAUAUGCGGGAUGUCUGGACAUGCUGCCCCCGAGUGCCAUCUUCUGGCAGGAGUUUCCCCCGAACCAGUAAACUAUGCUCAAGGAAACCCCUACUCAAACACGUAUAACCCAGGAUGGAAGAAUCACCCUAAUUUCUCGUACAAGAACAAUAAUGCUUUGUAUGCACCUGGUGAAGCACCCAGUGUACCAUCUGGAUAUCAAAAGGAACCAUUCGCUGCUCCUAACAUCCCUAGGAAGUCUAACUUAGAAUUGAUGAUGGAAAAUUUCAUAGCCACUCAAACUCAGACUAAUAAGGAUUUCAUAAACCAGAACAUGCACACCAAUGAGCAAAUCAAACAGUUAGCAACUAAAGUAGACGCGUUGGCCACUCACAAAAAGAUGCUUGAGACACAAAUCUCUCAAGUGGCACAACAACAAGCACCUACUUCCGCGCCUGCUGGGACAUUUCCGGGACAGCCACAACCUAACCCAAAGGGACAUGCUCAUGCUAUUAUUCUGCGAAGUGGUAGAGAGAUGGACGAACCGACUGACCCUAGGCUUAAAAACCCUGCUAUGUUCCAAAGCCCUAGGAAGAUAAUUGAGGAGGAAAGUAGACCCAAGGAUAAGCCAAGUGAUCCGAAAGAGAAAGAGGACAAGGAAGGCGAGACGGAGGAAAAAGAAGCACCAUACAUACCUCCACCACCUUAUAAACCACCUAUCCCGUACCCUAAAAGACUCGAGAAAUCUAAAAACAUAGGGCAGUUUAAGAAAUUUGUCGAACUUCUUAAACAGUUGAACAUCACAAUUCCGUUUACAGAAGCUAUUACCCAAAUGCCCUCAUAUGCUAAGUUCCUAAAAGAAAUCCUAUCGAAUAAGAAGAAAUUAGAGGACGUAACACUCACUGCCGAAUGUAGUGCAAUCAUCCAAAAUAAAAUGCCACCUAAGCUGAAGGACCCAGGAAGUUUCUCCAUACCUUGCAAUAUAGGAAAAUUUGUCAUAGACAAAGCCUUGUGUGACUUAGGAGCUAGUAUUAGCCUAAUGCCUUUGUCCAUUUGCGAGAAACUAAACAUGGGAGAUCUAAGACCAACCAAGAUGUCAGUACAACUUGCAGACCGAUCUGUCAAGUAUCCUGUAGGUGUUCUUGAAAAUGUACCCGUCCACAUUGGACAAUUCUACAUCCCUACGGAUUUCAUAAUUAUGGACUUAAAAGAAGACGUCAAUACUCCUAUAAUCUUAGGAAGACCUUUCCUAGCUACCGCUGGAGCCAUUAUAGACGUAACGAAAGGCAAGUUGACAUUCGAAGUAGGUGAGGAGAAGGUCGAGUUUAUUCUAACACAAUUCCUUCAAGCCCCAGCUAUAGAAGAUACAUGUUAUCUGGUGGAUGUUAUUGAUGAAUGUGUAAGAGAGAUAGGAUUAUCAGAAGAAUCUUACUUUGAAGUUAUAAAGAUUCCGAUGCCCCUGAUUUUCGAAGAUGGCAAUUGGCGUCCGGAAUAUCGAGACGAUAGUUUAAGCGAAUGCUUAGCCUUAACACCUAACUGA